GGGAGGAGAGGAGAAAAGAAUCGCAUCGCAUCGCAUCCCUGCCCUGCCCUGCCCUGCCGGCUGGAGAUGCUAGCUGUCCCCCAGGUUGCUGGUUUGGAGCAGACUGUAAACAGAAGGUAGUGGGAGCUGACACUGAAAAUAAAAAGCACUGGUGAUUGCACUCAGAAGAGGUCUCUGGCUGAUUUGUUGUGAGGGCAAGUGAACACCUCGUUACACGUGGGGGCUUGUCCAGGAUCCAAGAGCCAGGGAACGCGGUUGGCAGCCUGGAUAUGGAGGAGACCCUGCAAUGGCUGGUCAAACAGCAGGAGCAGAUGCAGCAGGUCCUGCAAAGUUUUCAGCAGUCCCACCAGGCCGAGAGACAGGCCUUACUGACCUGGUAAGUUGAGCAACAGCAGAGUCUGUGAGAAUUCAUACAGCAGACCGGCGUACAACAACAGCUUCUGCAACGAGUGGUGAGUCCUGUGGGAGGGGAUGGCACCCGGCUGCCGGGCUGGGGACUUUGUAAAAUGAGCCCAGUGGAUGAUCCGGACGCCUUUCUCAGGACCUUCGAGCGGGUAGCCACAGGCACCAGGUGAGAGAAGGCAACCUGGGCCCUCCGACUGGCUCCAUACCUGACAGGAGAGGCUCAAGUGGCCUAUAUGACCUUGAGCGAUGAGCAAGCCCAGAACUAUGAGGUGGUGCGGGGGGGCAUUCUAGACUGGGUGGGCCUGUCGACAGAGCGGUACUGCCAAAAGUUCCAGGCGGCCCAAUGGACGGCGGCAGUGCGGCCCCAGGUGUACGCCCAGAGACUAAUGGACUGGGCCGCACGCUGGCUGAGGCCAGAAAUGCGCACGGUGGGAGAAAUGAUGGACACAUUGGUCCCAGAACAAUUGCUGCAGAGCUUCCCCGAGAACAUACGCGUCUGGGUGAGGCGUCACCAGCCUGUCACUGUUGAGGCAGCCGUCAGGUUGACCGAGGAAUAUAUCGAGGCAGAAGGUCCCCAGAGGGAGGACCGACCCCAGAAAGACAAGGAGUCGGGGAAGAAACUGGCGGAACCUUUUUCCCGGAAAGGCCCAGAGAGAAAGGGGAGCCCCAAAAAGCACCUUAGAGGUCCGCCAAGCUUGUUUGCUGGCAGUGUGGGAGACCUGGACACACAAAACAUGACUGCCUUGAUAUGGAGUGUGGGUGGGCUGAGUUUUGUGGCUGGACUCAAGUUGGGGAGCGAAAAGGGGGGCAGAAACUGUACACCAUCCCAGUGAGGAUUGGGCAGAACCCCCAAACAGGCCCCAAGCGUCAGCCUGUUUGCUUGUACAGAGGGGGCUGGUGAAGCCGCACUGGCUGAUUGUGGGGGCAAGGAUGGCCCUCGAGUGUAUCCAUGGGGACAAGAGGUCCUCCUCGGGCCGAAGUGAGGGGCCACUUCAAAUGGAAGUGGUUUGGGGUGCUGGAGGGGCUACCAUACCCAGUGGUAUUAGGUAAGGACUGGGCCCCACUACCUAAAAAGAAGUGGAGGGGUGCCCUGAAGGAGGGGGCAGAUAUCCCUAAACCAAGGAUCCCAAGUGGGGAAGACGAGCAAAGUCCCAGAAAUAACAAAGAAGUGAACCCUAGACAACAGAGCCCAGAGAAAGCAGACCCACGGGAAGGGUGUACGGGGGUGCAACUGGUGUGACAUCCUUCAGGCAGAGGUGGAACUAGGGGUGCAGCCACUCCCCGAGCAGUGUACGUUUUGCGGGAGGGGGAUGGAGAAAACCACAGAAGAGGAUGCCGGGGAUCGCCUGGCCAAGAGUGGGGAACUUCCCCAGAGGAGCCCCCCGGGCAGAGGGGCCAAGGUCAGCCGGACCUUGUGGCUCUUAAGUGGGGAGGCGGUGCUGGCCAGGAAGUCCUGAGCCAGCCCGUUAGCCCAGCUCCAAAUAAGAAGGCAAGCGAACGCCUCGUUACAGGGGGUUACGAUGAAAGGCCUAUAGAAUCAUAGACGGUACGGAGAAAGUGAACAGGGAAGCGUUCUUUCCCCUUCACAUAACAGCUGGUCCUGGAUGACAGGGCAUGGCUCACACGCUCUUGCCCUGCUCUGUUCGUUCCCUGUGAUGCACCUGGCACUGGCCAAUGUCGGAGCCAAGACAGCCGGACCAACGGUCUGACCCACCCAGUAUCUUCUGAAUGGGUUCAGGUGGGACAAAGCCAGCGUGGGGCCUACGACCGCUCACCAGGCCCUGACGCUGCUGCCCUGCAACCUGGUGACCUCUCAGUGACAUCACUCCGCGUGACAAGGUGUGGCGCUGAUGGGACGUCACCGCAUUCCCUUACGUCACAGCCCUGCCUUGAUGUAACGUCAUAGCGCCACGGGGAUUGCGGAGCGUGGGGAUUGGGGGUGGCACUGAUGUCAAGGGGCCGCGCCGUUGCCUGGCAACCUGAACGGGGGGGGCAGCGCGCGUGCUGGGUUGUGUGCGUGGCCGGCAGGAGCGCGGGUCACCCGGCCCCAGGCACCGGCCCCCGCUCCCUCGAGGCAGCUGUUCCCCGGCCGCGGGGCAGGGCGGGAGCGGCGGCGGACCCGGAACCCCGCCUCCCCGCUCGCACUGCGCCUGCGCUCACUUACGCAAAGCGCGCAGGGUGCGCGGCUGGCGGAGGGGGGCGCUGAGCGCAGCGAGGCUGGGCCUAGGUGGCGGGCGGGAGCGGCGGCCGGACGCAGAUGUGUAUUUAAAUGAUGUACCAUACCAACGCAGAGAGGGAACCCAUACUUGGGUGUUAAGCAAACACUUGAUAAAGGUACCAGAAGCAUGCAUACUCGGGUCAGACACCUGUACAUCCUCCAUUCCAUUAUUCAACCCUUUGUCUGAGGGUCUGUGUGUGUAUAUGUGUGUGUGUGUAUAUGAAGAUAAAAAGGAAUUUUGCCUCCUCUUUGAACACUUGGUGAGAGACUUUAGCAGGAGAAGCCAGACUGUGGUCUGUGGGACCACAGUUCUCCGAAUUCAGUGCUCUGUCAGUCCUAGUUACUUGCUAUGAUUGUCUGGGAGGGAAUCUCUGCAAUCUGCACUUCCAUAUUAAGCAAGAGGGUCUGCUACAUGCCAUGCAAAUUGGAUGCAGCCUUCAGGCUCAUGUGACAAUGAAGAGCUUGUGGAUCUUCCUUACUGUUUUAUUCGUCCCAUGGGGCUUUUCUUUGGCCAAGUUCGAUGAAUUUGAGGACGGAGAUGACAUUGUGGAGUACGAUGAUAAUGACUUUGCUGAGUUUGAAGAUGUUACUGAAGAUGUAACCACAGAAUCUCCCCAGAGGAUCAUAACUACAGAAGAUGAUGAGGAGGAGGCUACUGUAGAGCUUGAAGGUCAAGAUGAAAAUCAGGAGGACUUUGAUGAUGCAGAUGCACAAGAAGGAGAUACUGAGAGUGAGCCAUAUGAUGAUGAGGAAUUUGAAGGCUAUGAAGAAAAAACAGACGCAUCUCCCAGCAAAAGCAAAGACCCCAUAACAAUUGUUGAUGUCCCUGCACAUCUUCAAAACAGUUGGGAGAGUUACUACAUGGAGAUCUUGAUGGUAACUGGUCUUCUUGCUUACAUCAUGAACUACAUCAUUGGGAAGAAUAAAAACAACCGGCUAGCUCAGGCCUGGUUCAACACUCACAGGGAGUUGCUGGAAAGUAACUUCGCCCUUGUUGGGGAUGAUGGGACAAAUAAAGAAGCCACAAGCACAGGGAAGCUCAACCAAGAAAACGAACACAUAUACAACUUAUGGUGCUCUGGCAGGGUGUGCUGUGAGGGAAUGCUUAUUCAGCUAAAGUUUCUCAAGAGGCAAGACCUUCUGAAUGUACUUGCUCGUAUGAUGAGGCCAGCCUGUGACCAAGUGCAAAUAAAAGUAACAAUGAAUGAUGAAGAUAUGGAUACCUAUGUGUUUGCUGUUGGAACAAGAAAAGCCUUAGUGCGACUUCAGAAGGAAAUGCAGGACCUGAGUGAGUUCUGUAGUGACAAACCCAAGUCUGGGGCAAAGUAUGGGCUUCCAGAGUCGCUGGCCAUCCUGUCAGAGAUGGGAGAGAUCACAGAGGGAAUGAUGGACACAAAGAUGGUACAUUUCCUCACACACUAUGCUGACAAGAUCGAGUCCGUCCAUUUUUCAGACCAGUUCUCCGGUCCAAAACUUAUGCAAGAGGAGGGUCAGCCUUUAAAACUGCCCGACACUAAAAGGACACUAUUGUUUACAUUUAAUGUGCCUGGUUCAGGCAACACUUCCCCAAAGGAUAUGGAGGCUUUGCUGCCUUUGAUGAACAUGGUUAUUUAUUCUAUUGACAAAGCGAAAAAGUUCCGUCUAAAUAGAGAAGGUAAACAAAAAGCUGAUAAGAACAGGGCCAGAGUAGAAGAGAACUUUCUUAAAUUGACUCACGUGCAAAGGCAGGAGGCUGCCCAGUCCCGCCGGGAAGAGAAGAAACGGGCAGAGAAGGAGCGAAUUAUGAACGAGGAAGAUCCGGAGAAACAGCGCCGGUUGGAGGAAGCUGCUUUGCGACGUGAGCAGAAAAAACUUGAGAAGAAGCAGAUGAAGAUGAAGCAAAUAAAAGUGAAAGCCAUGUGAAACCGUUGUGGGAAACUCUAUCUCAGUGCCAUGUGUAGACUUUUAAUUCACAGGGUACAAAGAACUAGUUAAUUUCAUAAUCUUACACUUCUUCAAACGCUAUUGGCCAUUAAGAGAAAUGCUCUUUGCAUCCACACUACUUAACAAUUAAUUUGGGUAUUACAGCAACAUACAGAUAUGUAUAGAGGGUGUUUUGUCUCUGCAACUUUCUUCCAGGUGGUUUGAUUAUUUUGCUACUUCUGAUGCUUUAAAAAAAAACAAAACUCAAACUUGCAAUAUCCCGUGACCGCCGUUUGUGAUUUUUAAAACAAAAAAAAGAUUAUAAAACUUUUAAUCUUUACCAGUAACUUUACAUCAGUGCUUUGAUUUAGAUUUUUAAUGUUACAGGUAAUUUUUUCCACUUAAUUUAGGGGGAGGAAAAUAGCCCCCCCAUGUUAGUGAAAUUGCACAAUAAACAUUGGUGUGUUUCUAUAUCUGCAUCAAGCUUGUAAAGGUACAAAACAUAGAGCCUUCCAAAAAUGGUAUGGAUAUUUCAGGGAUUUAAAACCAGUAUAGUUUAGAAAGAUAAGUGGUUUUUUUUUUUUUUUUUGCAAACAUAGGGCACUGAAACAGUAUUGCACAAUCUAUGCUAUGGUUGGCAUAAAGAUAAAAGCUGUAGAUUGGUUAGAUAUCAGGGAAUGGCAUACAUAAGUACUGUUUCUUAUCUGUAAUUGUGAAUGUUGAAAGUGUAAUACAAUGUGAAUUCUGUACUUUGUGUUUCUUCUUCAGAAGCGAAUGCAUGGUGAGUUGGCAACUUCAUCUAGAUUUGAAUACUCUUAACUGUACAAAGUUGCCUCUUAAAUAUUUUCCUCUUUUUGAUAGCAGCUGCUGCCUAUUUAAUGUUCAGCAAGAGGCUAGAUUUGCAAUUAAAUAUCUGUGCAACUUCCCUUUUCCCUAAGCAAGGAAAAAAAAUAUUUAGAGGUUAUAUAGUUUUUUGAUCUGUUGAAAUAGUUAUUUAUUUCAGGAUUUUAAGAUUGAGGUGGGGAGAGAGAUGCAUGUGGAGGUAGGGGGAAGAAAUGGACACAAUUGUACUAGUACGCUGCUGUCUGCUGCAUUUUAUUGAUGUUUCCUACCUAGAAAGCAUUUUAUUGUUUUGUUUUUUUUGUUUUUGUUUUUUUUUUGUAACCUACUUUCUGCAGUUGUUUUUUUUGGGGAAAUAAUUUGGAUGUCUUUCUCUUGCAUUUUCUUGUUUGAUGCUUUGUGUAAAUAAUUUUGUUCUGAGGCAAUAACAAUGAGCUGCUGUUGAAACAGCAUGUGCUAAAAGCCUUUGUUACAGCAUGAGACAUCUUACACUGAUUUGAGUGCAAAAAUCUGUAAUGUGAUAGACAUACAAAUAUAAUCAUUUUAUAACAGCUGAUGAAAAGUAAUUUAAAGCCAAAAAUAGCAUAAAAUUAUGUGUAAUUUUACUCUUUUAGCUCUAUUUAGCUUGAGAGGGUGCAAGUCAUACAAUUUCACAAAAUUCUUUUUAAAGAAAGCAUUUGUGCUCUUUUGAGUAAAUACAAUGCUUUGCUGAAGUUCCAUACCCUUUUGGGCCAUGGCAGCUAAUUUUGUAAUAUGAACAUUCAUACGAACUAUCUAUGAAAAGAGUAAAAUAUAACUGAAACAUUU
Molecule: messenger RNA, 6172 nt
Organism: Chelonia mydas (Green sea turtle)
Lineage: Eukaryota; Metazoa; Chordata; Testudines; Cheloniidae
Gene: CCDC47
Product: coiled-coil domain containing 47
Exons: 14
Coding region: 3041-4525 (494 amino acids)
Biological process (GO): endoplasmic reticulum calcium ion homeostasis
Cellular component (GO): endoplasmic reticulum
Molecular function (GO): calcium ion binding
Source: RefSeq, a predicted model, not a curated record